AUGGCCGCGGCUGCACUCGAUUCGCAGAGACUCGGCGCCGUAUUCCAGUCUCGUCCUGAUAUCAUCGAGGGCAUCAAAAAGGCAGCGGAUUCUCCAGCGAGGAUUGCCCUUUUCAACCAGAUCACGACCCACGUCUACAGUCAGCUUCACGAUGGCAGCGACGAACCGGCGCAGAAGAGACGGAGAGUCGACGUGGCACACUCCAAUGGAGUGGCAAACUCCCCUGUUCCCGGCAACGCAGCCGACGAAGCAGUUCUGCUAGAGGUCAAAGAGAUCUCUGUAUCAGCCCCACAGAGGAAAAAGCUUGAGCUCUGCUUCACCUCCAACUUCUUAUAUGCCAGGGCCCCUGGGACCGUGGCGCCGAUACCUGGGAUAACCUAUGCUUGGAGAGACAUUGAAUACGCCUUUUACUUGCCUGUCCCCGAAAAGGCACAGGUGCAGCACAACUAUGUGCUCUUCCCCCGAGGCGCAACUCUUCCUCAAAAGACCAGCCAGCCUGCAGCCGAGCCGUUGGUUUUUACGGUCCCCGCAUCGGCACCCAAAGAAGGGACCAUUGGUGGCAGUGAGACAGGCUCAGCGGCUGCCGUGUCGGACACCUACAAGUCUCUGCUUCAUUGGGCAUUUGGCAAGCACUUCAAGGCCGCCGGCAGUGCUAUCGAGAUUGUCUCCGCUGAUUCCAGUAAGUUCCACAGCGUGAUCAAGCAAGCUCACCGGCCCAACGAGAAGGCCGUGCACGUCAACGGGUUCAGGGGCUCCAAGGAUGCCAUCAGCUACACCAACAUUCUGCAAAUCACCUUCAACAUAGUCGUCGAGGUGUUUUUGAGCGAGGGCGAAGGCACGGAAGAAAUCGAGUUCGGCAUGCUGGAUCAGAAAGACUACGGCGGGAUAGACGACUACAUCAAACUGAACCGCCUGCAGGAUCGAAGCAUGGCAGAACAGCGGAAAGGCAAGCUCCAGCUGGCUGAGAACAGAGGUCCUAAGGGCGCCGAGGACGGCCAGGAUGGCAGUGCCGGGGAUGCCGAUGCGAACGGGAUGACAGAGCUCGAGCGCGCUCAGCUUGAGGUCGAGCAGCACUUGCAAGACGACGAGGAUGAGGAUGAGGAGGACUACGACCCCGGAAGCGAAGGCGAGAGCGGGGGGUCCGGCGACUCGAGCGAGGACGACGACGACGACGAGGCCGAAGGCGAGGACGAGGAAGAGGGGGAUUCGGAUGCGGAGGGAGAGGUGGAUGGAGAAGAAGAGGAAGAAGAGGAACAGCCACAAGUGAAGAAGGAGGCGAAGGGUGGGAAGACGCGGGUGAAAAAGGAGGAGGUGCAGGCGCCGGUGAAGACAGAGGCUGCUGGGCGAGGGUGGGCAGCCAUCAGCAACACGCGACAUGCCAAUGACAUGGACAUGGAUGAAAAGUUUGACGUUGUGGGAUGA
Messenger RNA from Hirsutella rhossiliensis, 1422 nucleotides. Its product is annotated as histone chaperone. The record is from RefSeq and is a predicted model, not a curated record. Lineage: Eukaryota; Fungi; Ascomycota; Sordariomycetes; Hypocreales; Ophiocordycipitaceae. The transcript has 4 exons. Gene Ontology annotation, molecular function: histone binding; nucleosome binding. Bases 1 to 1422 code for a protein of 473 amino acids.